AUGGGAAUCUUCUGGGCAGUGGUUGUCGCAGUCGGAGUUGUAAAUCGAGCGCUCUUGAAAUGGGAGGCUUGUAGACCUCGAGCGUCUUGGACCCAGCAACGAAGACACGUUUGGUUCAAACGCAAUAUUCUGGCGCCAGCCACUUUUGGCCGGCGUUGUGUCCAGGACUUUGGUGGCUGGGGCACUUUGCCUCCACGUGUGCAGACAUUGACUCUGACGUUGUUUGUGCUCAUCAACAUCGUGUGCUCCGUGCAUGGGUACAGGUUCUUCGAGGGUUACGGCUACUAUCCGACUAUAGGAAUGCAAAUCCUCCGACACGUCUCUGAUAGAACGGGCAUUAUUUCGUUUGCAAACUUUCCCCUCAUAUGGCUCUUUGGAAUGAGAAAUAACGUGGUCAUCUGGCUGACAGGCUGGGAUUUCAAAACAUACAACAAUUUUCACCGCUGGGUAGGUCGGCUUGCCGCCCUGCAAGCCAUUGUCCACUCGGUGGGAUACACAGCCCUAAUUCUACAAAGGGGCGGUUGGGACUACUUUUGGCGGAUGUGCAAGAUGACGUAUUGGUGGACUGGGGAGUUGGCAACAAUUUUCAUGUGUUCUCUUGUCGGCCUAUCAGUCUAUUGGCUUCGGCGUAGGCAAUACGAGGUCUUCCUCAUACUUCACAUAGUCUUAUCGAUAUUGGUUCUCAUAACUAUGCUGGGGCAUGUGUCAAUAUUCAAAGGCGAUUAUGAUGCUCUCGUGUGGGUUCCGGUCAUGAUAUGGGUACUGGACCGGGUUGUACGCGGUGCGCGGAUCGUCGCCUUUAGCCCACAGUUCUGGAACGCAAAGGCCCGGAUUGCCUACAACGAGGAUGCACAUAUGAUUCGCAUGGUCGUCCCAAUGUCAUCAAGUUUGUACAGCAUCGAGCCUGGGACAUUUUACUAUCUCAUGGUGCUCAACAAAUGGAAUUUUUGGGAGAGCCAUCCAUUCACCGUGGCAUCGGUGUCAAGGGAGGCUCGAUGCGACGCAGUAUCCCUGAACGAGCAGUCGCCUUUGUUGAACUACUCAUCAACUACCUCUGAAGAGGUGAGAUGCUGGUCGGGAAAGUCUGAACAAGAAAUGACCUUUUUGAUCCGACCUUAUGAUAGUUUCACUUUGCGCUUGAAGGAGUAUGCGGACGCCCAGCGGCCAAAGCCAGCUACAGUCCGAGUGGCUAUUGACGGUCCUUAUGGGAAGCCUCUACACUUAGAACAGUUCGGCAAGGUGAUUUUUAUAGUUGGAGGCAGUGGAAUUGCCGUCCCACUCUCGUAUCUUGACAGGCUUACAAGGUCUCCGAGCAGACCAAAACUGAUUCAUAUUCACUGGGCAGUACGUCAGUGUGCUCUAGCAGUUGAUGUACUUGGUCAUGAGCUUAGUAGUUCAUUCAACAGUGGACAAGUCAAGAUCAACAUCUACGUGACUAGUGUUGAUAGCAGAAGGACCGAAGAUGAAGGCAUAUGCCGCCUUGCAGAGUGGAAGUUUAAACGGUUAAAUGUCGAAGAAGCUAUAGAUGGUGCCCUUAAUGACGGACAGGAAGGAAGCCUUGCGGUAGUCACAAGCGGCCCGGCCAGGAUGGCCGACGAGAGUAGAUAUGCAGUAGCAGCCAGGAUGGUGCGUUCUUCGCCCCAUAUCGAGUAUUUUGAGGAGAGUUUCCAGUGGUAG
Clonostachys byssicola is the source of this 1677-nucleotide messenger RNA. The record is from the annotation of a GenBank genome assembly. Lineage: Eukaryota; Fungi; Ascomycota; Sordariomycetes; Hypocreales; Bionectriaceae.